Molecule: messenger RNA, 893 nt
Organism: Colletotrichum destructivum
Lineage: Eukaryota; Fungi; Ascomycota; Sordariomycetes; Glomerellales; Glomerellaceae
Exons: 1
Coding region: 144-812 (222 amino acids)
Source: RefSeq, a predicted model, not a curated record
GUUAUAUCUUUGGAUAAAUCGGCGUCGGUGAGGACUUUCAGUUCUUGACCUUUGUGCAAUUCACCCCCCUCCCCAUCAUCCCCGGAUUAAGCGCCAUCAGCUUCAUUGCAUCUCUCGCAAGAUCUUUUUUUGGAUCCUUCGCCAUGUUUGUCAGCGCACCGGGCCCAGACGCCAACAGAAACCACGUACCGUCCGGCCCUUUCCGUCAGAUAAGAGCACAUUUCGACGAGCAAACAAUCACGGUCUAUCAGGCAUACAACACGACCAUCGCGACAGCAGCCGCGGAGGUUCAGAGGCUCGACGCGUCGCCGAGCUUCAAGCUCACCCGGAUGACGUGGAUCAAACCGAGCUGGGCGUGGAUGCUCUACCGCGCCGGAUAUUCGUACAAGGACCCCGGACAGGCGCGCAUCCUGGCGCUCAAGAUGACGCACGAGGACUUCAUUGCCCUGCUUCGGAAGGGGGCGCUGGCUCACCACGGAGCCGGGGACAUGGAUCGCGGCCGUGUGAGGGUUCAAUGGGAUCCCGAACGAGACGUGCGCCUGGACAAGCUCCAGCAUCGCAGCAUACAGAUCGGCAUACCUGCAGAAAUCUGUCGGAACUGGGUUGCGAGAGGAAUCGUCGGCAUCGAAGAUGUCACGGCCCGCGCCAGGGAGCUGAAGAGAGUUUUGGAUGAGCAGCCGGACGUGAGCGACGGCGAACUGAUCAGUCUGGGGCUGCUGCCAGUCGAGAGGGAGUAUGUUGUGCCGGAGGACGUGGAAGAUAUUCUUGAGAUGAGGGGAUCUAGGGGCACGGGUGACGAGGGAGGUCUGUAAGCUGAUGAUUCUAGCAAAUGCACUAUUCUCUUUGUAAUUUGUUCAUACGAAUUCCUUGACAGUGACUUUCAGCACCCGGAC